This is a messenger RNA of Vigna umbellata (rice bean), 399 nucleotides long. NCBI's taxonomy places the organism in Eukaryota, Viridiplantae, Streptophyta, Magnoliopsida, Fabales, Fabaceae. The record is from RefSeq and is a predicted model, not a curated record.
UCAUCUUCUCUUUGCCAUUCCUCUUAUAACCUCCAAUCGCACCUCACCGGCGUUAGCCACGACAAACAGUGGAAGGAGCAGCCUUACGCACCUGCAGCAGCGCGACGAAUCGAACAUCUACCACACAGAUUUGCGUCUCACAACACCUCCAUUACAGAUCUUGCGUUUGUGAUAGAUAGUGAUAUCACUUUCAAGAGUAAAGAAUGGGUGACAAGAAGAAAAAGGCUCAGAUGUUUGUGAAACUAGUGUCUGCUGCCGGCACUGGAUUUUUCUAUGAAAAGAGAAAGCCGAGACAGUUCACAGAGAAGCUUGAGUUUCGAAAAUUUGAUCCUAGGGUUAAUCGUCAUGUUCUCUUUACAGAGGCUAAGAUGAAGUGAUUUGGUACCUUGUAUGGCUUCA